AUGCAUUCUUCAAAUAGAUGGGAUGUUCAAAACAACACGUGGGCUAUGCCAGAAGCACUACGUCCGCUUGUGCUUAAUUUUGACUUCCAGCGAAAGGGGAAGACUGCUUAUAUCACAACUGGAUUUCCAGGAUUUGUUGGGGCGUUCACUGGAUUUACACCAGUAAGUGUUUGGUAUGGGUCAUGCUAUAUAGCGAAGUAGAAUUUUACAAAUAAUUAGCAGCACCUGUCGGAGACAUAGCAGCUGGGGCAUAUUGGGACUUUUUGCAAUUGGGGGAGUGGCGUAACCUCUUAAUAUACCAAAUCUGUAGCUUUCAGAUUAUAAUAAAAAGUGUCUAAAAUGCAUGAAAUACCAUAAAAAUGGAACCUUUUUCCGGGAUACACACUUGUCCGGGGCUGGCUGCGCCCCUGAUGGCUGUGUUUGAGUAACAUGAAAAAAGUUAAAAAUCCGAGCGAAGACCCUGCAUCAGGGGGUUGGGUGGUUGAGGUGUGGGCAGGCAGAAAUUAAGGAGCUAAAACGCAGGGAAGGAGAAAAUGCGGGCGAAGGGGAAAACAGACAAAAACUGUCAGUGGGAAUUGUUUACAUGUUAUUAGCAUAUAUUCGUCUUUUUUGACAUUUGAAAUCCAUACUUCAAUUUUUCCAUACUUUCUGUAAAACGUAAUAAAAUUUUCUCACGUAUAGGGAGAGAUUACUAUAACUAUGAACUCACGUUUCUCAACAGCCGGAGGAAAGAUUGGUAAGGAAUGAAGUAAACAAUUUCAAUUAUUUUUUCUCUACCCUGCGAGCAGAGCCCAUGAUUUCCCCCGAGAAAGGAAUCAUGCUGGCUCUGCUUGCAGGAGAAAUAUUCUCUGAAAUGCACUAGGCCUAUAUGAUAUAUAGAAACCGUGCAUACGAACAAAUUGAACACAUUGGCAUUACUAAGGUUACAUGUGACGACAGUCGAUAGACGUGCGUCCUGGUAGAUUAGACAUUGCGCAAUUAAUCUGCUUAUAGAUGUAGUUUCACCACAUUUUCAGUGAAGAAAACCAGAAAAAUGCUGAUUACGAAAAGAUACGUUUGGUGGGCGUUUAAUUACAACUUUUCUUGUUCUGCCUGCUACAGAAAUACGGACUUCCAUGCAGCGAAAUUCACACACAAAAUUGCGGUUCUGAAACUAAACAGAUUAUCUCCAAAUCAGUUGACACAAUGUUGGUUGUCACAACUUAUUCCAUUUGGUUGGUAGCUGUACUUCUUUCAUUAUUCAUUCUUCUAAAGCGAUUUUAAUUGGAGUCAUCAUCGUAGUCUAAACAGCCGUAAAAACAAUACGAACCAUUAAAAAAUUAAUGAGAAAGCGACCGCACACGUUUUUGUUACUUUCAAACUUUGUGGAAAACUGCAUGUACACUUACUUUUUGCUUUUAUGGAAUAUCCGUAUUUCUGUUUAGUUGGGCAGAACAAAUAACACUUUAGGUAAACACCCACAAAACGUACUUUUCCUUAACCAGCAGUUUUCUGGCUUUCUUCACUGAAAAUGUGAUAAAACCACAUUUAUGCAUUCAUGAUUCGUCGUGCAAUGUCCAAUCUACCGGAACGCGCGUCUGUAUCUUCCUGAUACAUCUUACAUGAUGCACUUAUUAUUGAAAUCAUUGCAUCCUCAAGGUUUGUUGGAAUGGAUAAUGGGAGAACGGGAUUCGCACUGGACUACCUUUCUCGUUCGAAAUGUACUUGAUAGCGGCGUUGGGUAUGUUGAUACCUUUAUUAGAUUAACUUUAUUAAAUGCUAAAUACACCACUACCAAGUUUUUUUCCCGAUCAUUCCUUGGUAUCACUAAUUGUAGCAUUCACUUUUCCAGUUUCGAGAAUGCCAAAGAAGUGCUUUCAAAUACCAAAACUUUGGCUCCUUGUUAUUACAUUCUUGGUGGAAAUAGUUCAGGGCAGGUGCGCGUAGCCAUGUUAAUAAAUAUGCUUUUACAUUAGGAAACAUCAUACACUUUUUUAUUAUGAUUAUUAUCAUCAUGCGCAAAUCAGCAUCGCCAAAACACAAUAUCCUCUUUCUCUAAUUAUUUCAAUUUUAUACAAUUAAGAUAUACAUGUAUAUUAUGUAUAGUUAGUUGUACAUAUCUUCAUAUCUAGUCCGCGUCCUUUAUAGUUUAUGACUUGAUACAUUUCAUAUUACCUCAAAUGUAUACAUCUUGUUUCAUGUGAUGUUGAUUUUAUAGUGCAACUUUCGAGAUAAGGUUCAAGUACCUUGUUGUAGCACACCACCAACGACCUUUCUUCAUUUAAAAGAUUUCCUCUGACUGGGUGAAAGAUGACGUUUUCCUAUAUAUUACCCAUUCUGUACAAUCUACGCAGCACUCUGAACCAUACGAUUAAUUCAAUCUUUUCAUGCACUUUUAGGGAAUGGUUAUCUCACGCUCCCGAACAAAAUCAUUGUAUCCUUUGAGGUUUAUUACUUACUAUAUAUAUUUUAAACAAAGAUAAAAUUAUUGAACUUGUUUCAUUCUGUUAUAUAAAUAUUCUUUCUAUAGAAUCAUAAAAAGCUUGGAACAUUUUCUGACAUUCUCUAACUAUUUAAAAUUUUAACGAGGUCUUCCUUCUCUUCCCCACCCUUAUAUUCAAUGUUAAAACGUUCCAGCUAAUUUGCAGUAGUUGGGCAUGUUCGCACGAAAACAUAAGGAAUACUGUGGUGUCCCGAGGACCCUUGCAUGGCGGCCAUUUGUUGCUUGCUUUUAACAUUUCUUGAUACCACUUGGGGGGGGGGGGGAUUUCAAAAAGCAUGAAAAUUUAGAGUCGUUAAAUAGUCGGAAAUGGUGUUCUCAGAGUCCUCUCUCCCUCUUUCGUGAGGCUUUUUCAUCAAUUCUUUCAUUUUGAUUUGCGAAUUAUUAUUAUUAUUAUUAUUAUUAAUUUUUAAUUUUUAAACAUAUUCAUUAUUUCCUGGGGACCGAAAGCUAUUCCGGCGGCUCCUCCGACUUCAGGGUACCUUCCCGAAUGCCGGUUGGUAAUCGAGCCUACCCCCCCCCCCCCUUCCCGCCCUGUUGCUACGUUCCUGAGCUUGCCGCCGGUAGUAUUUUAAACUACAUAAGACGUUUAAAACUACAUCAGCUAUAGUGUGCUUGAAUUGAAAGGUUUGAAGAAUCAUCAAAGUCGCCGAAAGUAGAAGUAUCAUUGGCCAAUUUCCAUAUGGCUUAUCAGUAUGAUGCUCUAAACUUGGUCAAUUUAAUUUCUCUUUCCAGCAUGCCCCAAGGUAAAAGUGGGUGGUAUCUACUACAAACAAAUUAUGAUCAUUGGAAAAAUCCCUUAAUUAUCGAUGACCGGCGAACACCCGUGAGUAUACACAUGUUUAUCUCGACCCAAUUCGUUCUUCAUGUUUCUUAUUUAUUAUUAAUUUUCUGAACUUUCUUAGGGAAAUAAAUGCAUGGAAGAAAUGACUCAAAAGGUACAGUCACUGUUUAGUUAGAGUUGGAACUAGGGUCGUCCAGUUCAGAGGGAUGCAUGGGGGUUGGUGGUAACUCAAAUCUUUGUUCUGGUUUGUGAAAAACACCACGUUUAUACCGAAUUUUAGAUCUUUAGAAGAAAGAAGUAUCAUGCAUGAAAAUUAACAUGCAUUCCUUUCUUAUUCGUCCAAUUGUAAAAAUUAUUCCUUUUGAUUAAUCGUAGAACGUUGGCUUUGAAGGAAUUUUCAAUGUGUUGUCAACGAUCCCUGUCUUGAACAAGGUAAACUUGCCAUUAGUAUUUGUUGUAACCUUGCAAGAAAAAGCAAGGGAUAAAGGGCAAUCUUUGUGAAAAAAUUUUAAAAAGCCUUCCUACAAAUAAUUGACAAAUUGUCAUGUUGUUUUAUCUAAUUUGUCUAACUUUAUUUGCUACUAGUACACAAGUAUGCGUACAGCAAAAUGUUAACGAACAUUGCCGCCCACAAAAGUAAUGCCCAUAUGGAAGUGUCCCUUUUAAAUGGCUGCCAGCGCCGCUUCACGUUAGCUCCGGCUCGCGGUAUCAGUGAUAACCACUAUAAGAUCACCAACAGGGGCGGUGCUAGGCCUCUUUCGUUGGGGGGGGGGGAUGCAAGAUAUAGUUUUGCCGAGUCAUUAGCUUGGACUGUACAGGGUAUAUUAGCCUAUAUGUACACGCGCACAUUUACUCAUAUGAUUUACUAAACUUAAUUGGUUCAGUAACAUUGCAUAUAAGUAGUGGAUUACGCAAAAGUCUCUACUUUCACAAUGAUCAUAUAUAGAUCUGUCGUCUAUAUAUACUCGAAUGUUUUUAACUACGCAGAGUUAUCAUUUUGAAAUCUAGAGUCUAUAUGAAAUGGCAUUUCCUCUGUUCUGAGAAAGAUUUCAAAUAACUCUUCAACGAAUGAAACUUAUCCUCUAUUCACUCACAACAACUGUUCCCAGUCAUGACCGCUGUCAGAAACCAUGCAACUCGUCUGCAAUUAUAUACGGGCUGUUUUGGAUUUUUGAAUUACCCACUACAACUCGAUAGAGCACAUUUUCAAGAGAUCUAUUCAUCUAACUUCUUGAAAUAUUACGUUUUAUAUUUAAAUACACGUUUGGUUUUAAUUCAGAUAAUUCAAUUCGAUAAUUCAAUUUUUGCUGAAUGAACAAUUUGCAGAAUCGUUCAUGAGUGGGGUGGUGCCCCCCCCCCCCACCACAACCUCCUCUGGCGCCGCUGCAAAUUUUUUUUCCGUAGACAGUCGGACUCCUCAUUGAUAGUCGGACACAUCAUUGACCCGCGCCCUUAAACAAAACAUUCAGCGGAUACUAUUCUUAUUAGAUGCGCUUCCCAGUGUGUCUUGCGCACGCAAUUGGUGAUUUCUGUUUUUUGUAAAAGUAUUUUCGGAGCGAUUGCAGAAUACCCGUCCACUUUUAAGCCAUGCCUUUCAAACAUCAUGGAUAGGAUGUACUAAUACAUCUAUAUUUCAAUUCUCAACUGAUGUUAUCUUUUCACUUUAUAGUUAACAAGUUAUACUGCUAUGAUGCACGUGAACACAGGUGAAGUGAUCAGUUAUCGACGAUAUUGUCGCGAUCCUUGUUUCCCGUGGUGAAAAAUAUCAAACGCAAAAAAUUGAGAUGUUAAAGACAGUCAAGUGAAUGAAAACGAAGGAGCAAUAACAUUUGUAGAGUUAGAAUCUAUCUUAAUUAAUUAGGAGAUUAUGAAGUAAUAAAAUCAAAUGAUUUUAUUACGUGGACAAUUUAUGGACUUUAUAUUAAUAUGGGAUUAAUAAUUGUUAUAAAUCGGUAUAAAGACACAUAAACGUUCGUAAGUUACUCAUUAUUGUUAAUUAGAAGUUGCAAGUGGUACACUUUGUAAUUAGCCAGUGAUGUCAAUUUUAAGACUAAGUACAUUUUCAAUAUAACAGAUAAUAUGCUGCAAAUUAGGCAUUAAUCAUUUUCCAAACUGCUCCGUU
Molecule: messenger RNA, 5385 nt
Organism: Paramuricea clavata
Lineage: Eukaryota; Metazoa; Cnidaria; Anthozoa; Malacalcyonacea; Plexauridae
Source: the annotation of a GenBank genome assembly